This is a messenger RNA of Thlaspi arvense, 384 nucleotides long. The record is from the annotation of a GenBank genome assembly. Lineage: Eukaryota; Viridiplantae; Streptophyta; Magnoliopsida; Brassicales; Brassicaceae.
GUGUAUCUUGCUGGGACUGUGAUGUUAAUAUUUGGAAUGGGACUAUAUGGACUAUUUAUCAGCAAUGUACCUCCAGAUGUUCCUCCUGCUGUUGAUCGUGCCCUCAAAGGAUCUUCCUUGUUUGGGAUGUUUGCUUUGAAGGAGAGACCUAAAUGGAUGAAAAUCAGCUCGCUGGAUGAAUUGAAGACGAAAUUGGGACAUGUCAUCGUCAUGAUCCUUCUAGUGAAGAUGUUUGAGAGGAGCAAGAGGGUGACUAUAGCUACUGGCAUGGAUCUAUUAAGCUAUUCUGUGUGUAUUUCUUAUCUUCUGCUUCACUGUACAUACUUCAUAAUCUGCACAGGUCAGAAUAAGUUGUUCUUGAAAAUGAGUUCAUUCAUAAUGUAG